UUUUGCGCAUGUCCUUUCGUAAGCCGCUUGCAGGUGGUUCGCUUCGUUUCCGUAUCGGUUGCAAGCAAAAAAGGACCGAGAGCAAAUGGCCGAGGUUGUGGCAGGAGCUGGAAAAAGAUUUCUGUUCUAAUUUGCCAAUCUCUCAUUCGCGAUUUAUUUUGUCCAUUGAUCGAUUAUUAGUUGCUGUGCAGGAGAUAAAGUUUAACGUGGGAAAAUACCGUUAAGGCCGUUAAAAGUUCGCCCGAAAGAAUCGUACAUUUGCCACUCAAAUGUUGUUGCGUUUCCAAGCAAAUAGUCAUUAAAGGGAAGAAAGUGAAUAAGGGUACACAUAUCAAACAGCUAACGGAGCGAACGAUGAAAUUGUGUUAAUCCUAGAUGUGUUUGGUGGAAUCUGUUUGAUAACUUCAUUUGUCUGUUGGUGUGCCAGAAGCAGAUAUAUUCUGAGUGAGCGUACCGUUGUCCAGUAUUCAGAGAGUGGCUGGUUUAGGUGUGAUCUUUUUGGCUGGGUGUUGCUGCACACUUUGGUCUAGUCUACCAAACUUGUGAAAGGAUUCACACAUAAAGUUGCAGCCCAUCAUGGUAAUGUGCGCAAAACGCUCCUGCAGAAAGUUUCAAUAGGCAGCUGAAAACGAAUCUUUGCCCAUCCGUUAGAUACGAAAACGAAGCUUGAUUUUUUUCUGUCUAGAAGCCUUGGCCAUUCGCCCAAAAACUCACUGAGCACUGAGAAAAAAAAGUGUACUCCUAGCAUCAAUGGUGUUCGCGAGCAGUGCCCAGCUCCUCAAGUACUUGUGACUGCAGUGAAAGCAAUUUGUUUGCAUGAAGCGCGAAAUCAGCUUCGCUAGACAUCAUCAUGGAACAGCAGCAGUCAGCAGUUGCCUUGAAAGAUACCUAUACUCGCCCGGCUGGAGUAGAACCAUCCAACUCACAUCUAUUUCGAGCGAAUCAUGCCAAACCCCCUGAAAUCCCGGUCCGUGUCGGUGCGGGUAGUGUGAAAGCUCCGGAAAUCCCUCCAAAGAAUCUUACGAAACGACCAACCACUAUAGGAGCUUCAAACAAGGAUGAAAAUAUUCCCAGCGCUGGUAUGUUGCUGUCGCAACGUGUUGCACCAAAUCGAGCACCACCUUUGCCACAAAAGCCAGCCAACGUUGUGCAGGGUAGCGUUAACAGCGCAAUUGUCCUGCCCGCGCCACAGCCCGUUAUUGCCAGCGCGGGAAACGGGGCUUCCGGGGUGCCUGUUACAACAGCGGCAUCAUCAGUGAGUAGUGGUGCCGUGCCCAGCAGGAUGAGUGAUGCAUCAGGCAAAGAGCGGCCGUCCGCACCCAAGACGGUAAAGCCAGCUAAACUCGAAGAUUAUGGAUCGGAGGAUGCGCUCCGUGGGAUCGAGAGCGGGCUGCGAAAUGUGGAGCGGGCGAUUAAAGAGCAGAUGAGUCUACGAUCUUCGGUGGAAGCGGAAGAGCAACAGAGCAUCUCACAUCCGGUAAAGUUCGGACGGCUGGAUCUGAUGGGUAAACAUUCCAAUUCAAUGGGUUCCGCCACAUCGUUGGACAAUCCUUUUGAAGGACCAACUACGGCUUCAGGCAUGGCACAAGGGUUUAAGUUUGAUCGGUUCGACCAAAAUUCAAAGCAUAUCGGACUAGAACGUGGGGUAAGCAUGGAAAAACUGCGAUAUGAUUCUGGCGGGACCGGAUCAUUUCACGACCACAAUACGAAUGGCAUGGAGCACGGCAUACCGCAAAGACCGAUGGAGCAUCAGUUUCGUUCGCUAGAUCGGCAUCUGCCGCUUGAAUUGCAAUACGGCAGCAGUCAGCAACAGCGACAACGAUCGCAGGAGAUGGAGUUUAUCAAGCAACAGCUUCUCCCUGUCAUUGCUCGUAAUAAGGAAACUAACAGUUUGAACCGACAGAUAGGACUGUCUAAGGACGAUCUUCGCACAAGGAGGCGUUCGUCGCACGAUGAGAGUCUGUUCUCAAUCAAUAAUUCAGCCGCUCCCCGCAUGAAGGAGCAAUGGGAGGAUACAAAUCAGUCGGUCAUGCAGCGCAAAACCCAGCUAACUGCAAUGCUCGGUGACUCGCAAAGAUACGAGGCAAAGAGGCUGGAAAUAGACGCCUGGUUAAGUAGAAUGGAGACAAUAACGGAACGGAUGGGACCAGUAGCAACGACGGCCGACGUGUUGGACAUUCAGCAGAAGGAACAGAAGUCCUUCCAUGCGGAGCUGCAUAAAUUUAAUCAUCAAAUUGAAUUAUUCAACCAACUGACCCAAAAACUAAUAUCAGUCUACCAGUGUGACGACACAUCGAGAAUCAAGCGAAUGACGGAAUCAAUCAACCUGAGGUACAAUAACUUAAAUAACUCCAUUAUUUCGAGAGGGAAACAACUUCAUGCCGCCAUACAUUCACUGCAAACAUUUGAUCGUACAUUUGAGCAGUUUCUUGGCUGGCUGAGCGAAGCUGAAUCGCUGUGCGAAAAUACGGAAUCCGAGGCGGAAAGAAAUCCACACUGCCUGAAGGAUUUGCAGUCGGAAAUCGAAGCCAACCGGAAGGUAUACGAAGGGCUGGACAAUACUGGACGUAAGUUGCUGCGUUCGCUCACCUCCCAAGAGGAUGCUGUAAUGCUGCAGCACAAAUUGGACGAAAUGAAUCAGCGCUGGAACCAUCUUAACUCGCGCAGUGCCGCGAUCAGGAACCGUCUGGAGUCGAACUCCGACCAUUGGAAUGCUUUGCUGCUUUCGUCGCGUGAGCUUACGGAGUGGGUCAUUCGAAAAAACACCGAACUCACAUCGAUCGGUUUUGGGUCGAUCAAUGGUGAUGCUAACAGUUUGCAAAUGCAGCUAGACGAGCACAAAGCGUUUCGCCGACAGCUGGACGAUAAGCAGUCCAUCAUCGAAAAUAACCUGAUGAAUGGCAGGCAAUACAUAUCAAAUGAGUCGCCUCUCUCGGACACGAGUGAUACAGAGGCUAUUGACGAAACCAUGUACAUUUCUACCGAAGAGCAAAACCGCAUUCUGAGCCGAAGCAUACGCCGGGAGGUAAACAAGUUAUCGGAACAGUGGGCUUUGCUGAUCGAACGUUGCGACAAAUGGAAGUAUCGUUUGGACGAAAAUAUUACUAAAAUGCGACAGUUCCAAAAAGUGCUUGAAGAUUUGAGCUCUCGUGUAGCUUCCGCCGAAACAAUAACGCACUCGUGGGCAGUCCCGGCAUCAGGAUCGGACACGACCGAAGAGAUGCAGCAUUUGCAACGCUUGAAGGAUAAACUAACCACGGCCAACGCUCUGCUGGACGACUGCAACGAGCAGCAAAACUUCUUCUCUUCCUGUCGAGUGAUUGUUCCCAGCCCGUACUUGGCGAAGCUUGAAGACAUCAAUACACGAAUGAAGCUUUUGCACAUUGCAGUGGAAGAGCGGUACAAAAUUUUGCAGCAAAGUAAUCAAAGGCAUACUAAUGCUGAAGAUGGUAUGGUAGGAGGCCAGCGCGAGGAGGGUGGCAAAUUUACGAAGCCUCUACACAUUACUACCGGAGGUUCGACUGUUCCAAAUCUAGAAAAAAGCGUCCAAAUACCAUGGGAACGAGCCGUGACACCAGCCAAUGUGCCUUAUUAUAUCAAUCACGAACGUGAAAGCACACAUUGGGAUCAUCCGGAGAUGAUAGAGCUAAUGAAAUCGUUAGCUGAUCUAAAUGAAGUCCGAUUUUCCGCGUACCGCACUGCGUUGAAGCUGCGCACAGUCCAGAAAAGACUUGCCUUCGAUCGUUUGAAUAUGAGUGUUGCAAUCGAGAUAUUCGAUCGAUACGGUUUGCGGGCACAGAAUGAUAAGCUGAUCGAUAUUCCCGACAUGACCACGAUUUUAAAUUCGUUGUACACCACGCUGGAGCCGAUCGAUCGUGCAGUGAUGCUAGAUUUGGCCAUCAACUGGAUUCUUAAUGUGUACGAUUCCCAGCGGACCGGUCAGAUACGGGUACUUAGUUUCAAGGUUGGACUUAUUUUGCUUUGUCGUGGCCAUUUGGAGGAAAAAUACCGUUACCUGUUUCGAUUGAUCGCUGAUCUGGAGAAGAAGGUCGACCAACGGAAAAUGGGGCUGCUCUUGCAUGAUUGUAUACAAGUGCCCCGCCAGCUGGGAGAAGUCGCUGCCUUUGGUGGCUCAAACAUUGAACCUUCAGUUCGAUCGUGCUUUGAGCUGGCUGGUGGUGUUAGCCAGAGUGGCGAGUUGUUGGAAACAGCAAUUGAGGCGCAACAUUUUCUUAGCUGGUUACAGCAUGAACCGCAAAGCAUCGUAUGGCUUCCCGUGUUGCAUAGGCUGGUGGCAGCUGAAACUGCAAAACACCAAGCCAAAUGUAACAUAUGCAAGGAAUAUCCGAUUGAAGGCUUUCGGUACCGUUGCCUGAAAUGUUUCAAUUUCGAUAUGUGCCAAAAAUGUUUCUUUACUGGGCGCUGUACAAAGAAUCACAAGCUAAGUCAUCCGAUGCACGAAUACUGCACAACGGCUACAUCCACCGAAGACGUUCGAGAUUUCACCAGAGCACUGAGAAACAAAUUCAAAAGCCGGAAGUACUUUAAGAAGCACCCUCGCGUUGGUUACCUUCCCGUGCAAAGUGUGCUUGAAGGCGACGCUCUUGAAAGCCCUAUACCUAGCCCGCAACAUGGAACGCACACACUGCAAAAUGAUAUGCAUUCUCGGCUGGAAAUGUACGCUUCCCGUCUAGCGCAAGUGGAGUGUGGGACUCGAUCUAACUCCACGCCCGAUAGUGACGACGAGCAUCAGCUGAUUGCACAGUACUGUCAAGCGUUGCCGACCGCAAAUGCUGCGGGAAAUGCUACGAGCGGCGGAGGUCCCAAGUCUCCAGUGCAAGUGAUGGCUGCAAUGGAAGCUGAGCAGAGGGAGGAGUUGGAAACGAUGAUCAAGGAGCUAGAGGAAGAAAAUGCCAAUUUGCAAGCCGAAUACGAGAAACUGAAGGCUAAGAAGACGGGCACUCCCAUUACUACACCGGAUGAAGGAUAUAAAACUCCGACCUCUACAUCCAAUGCACUACUGUCAUCCGUUACACCGUCUUCCACCGGUGGUUCGGAUAUGGUUACAGAGGCCAAGCUGCUCAGACAACAUAAGGGAAGAUUAGAAGCCAGAAUGCAAAUACUAGAGGACCAUAACAAACAGUUGGAAGCACAAUUACAGCGCCUUCGACAGCUGCUGCAUGAGCCAACACCUUCCAAGCCUCAAACGCUACAAACUAGGUCCGUAACGGCUUCUCAGCUAAAUACCGAUUCGCCAGCUAAAAUGCAACACAACGGGCAUUAUGAUCAGAUGAUUGCAUCGGAACCGAACCAAAAACCAACUCUGUCUCUGCAUGGUCCCGUAGGAGGAAACAGCAUGAAUGGGUAUCUUUCAAUGGCAGGCGACGAAAUGAGACAACGGGAGCAGUACAGUGUGGAUGCUUACGAUAAAACUGGCGCUGGAAUAGCCGCUGUAACGAAUGCCUUUUCAGCUAAUAAGCCUGCCGGAUCGGGCGGUGGUGUUGGCAUGGGCAGCGGUGGAAAUGGUAGUGUCAUGUCAUCUGAAUAUGCGAUGGAUGAGCGACCACCUCCGCCGCCACAUUCAAGUUUGUUGCACAUGGCUGGAAGAAUACAACGACCUCAAUAAAGCCGUAGAGGAAUUGGUCCAUAUAAUGACAGCGGAAUCGAAGGAUGAAUUGCGUAACGAGAGCACAAAUAUGGGACUGCAGUAAACGAUAAGGUAGAUCGCUAAAGGGAUAAUACCGGAUACCCGCCACGGAGUUUACAAUCCUCUUCGAUAUCCUCCAAGAACACAUAUUUAGCCAUGCAUAUCUUUUUCGCGUCAUCAAGGAACUACAGACUACCGAAUGAAUUGAGUAGCUUACUUAUAGUAACUGACAUAUGGGGCGCACUACUAGUUCGAAACAUGAUGGCGCACAGGUGGUUCGUCAGGACCAAUUUUACACUUGCUAGCGAUAGGAUGUUCGUGUUUCGCAAAUAUUUGUAUUAUUAUUGAUACAUUUAUGAUAUCUAUCAUUACUAUCGACACAUUAUCUAUUAUACGAAAUCAUAUACCUAGCAAAAAUAUUAUGCAUACGAAGUAAUAAUUUAAACAAAGCUACAUUGCAUACAUACCUUCAGCUAAAUAAUCAUUCAUAUCAUAUGUGGAACAACGUUUACUAACAAUCAAUCAAUCACAAUUAACCCAACAAAUGGCUAUCUUUCGUUUACCCAUACUGGCAGUAAGAAUGGCAGUAUGGUUUAUAAGUUUUAGUCAUUUAAUUUGAAUUGACAGUAGUAAAGUCUACAAAGCUUUAUGUGUUUUGUAUGCGUUACAAACCAAAUACAUCUAAACGAGUUAAACUAUGCCAUUAACAUCGCACUCUGGUUCGAUAAUGAUGUUUGCGAUGAAAUAAGUAAAGUUAGAUAUUUUUUUUACGUUCUUCAGUCGGACAAUGUUAACUUAAUAUUAUUACGAUCGAAAGCAAACGUAAAACGGUCUAAGGAGUAUUAACCACAAAGUAAAGUACACAGAUCACAGUUUUAAAAUGUUUCCGUAAGGAUUGAGCGUACAGCCUGUAGAAAACUUAACAUCGAACGAUCAUAGAACAAUUGCACUGUCUACAGGUGGUGAUGUGCACGGAGGGUAAACUCAAUACACGCUGCAAAUGCCCGUAACAUUUCAGGAAACGAAAGGAAAGUGUAUCAAGCUCUGCACCGGAAAGCUUUCGUAUAUCAUCCGUAACAAAGCAUGGUGUAGACAUGUAUGCCUGUUUUCAACGAAUUUUAUACUAGGUCGUUUCUUUGUCGACAUAAUAUACAUAUCAAGGACACAAUAAAGGUAGAAAGAUAGCAUAAAUAGGCGAACAACACAUAAACAAACGAAUGGGUCAUGGUGGCGUGACAUGCAUCAACCAUCAUCUAUAACUCGUAGCAUAAUGGUUUAACGAAAUUAAACACAACCGAAGCGAGAAAUGCAGCAUGAUGGCAUUGCUUAAAAUAGGAAACAUUGGAUUGAACUUAUGAACCCCCCCCUGCGUUGGCAUAUCUACCCAUUUGUUGGUAAACCAUGAGCACAAACUGAAUAAACCCAACUCAAUUUCGUCUUGGAACUAGUGCAAUAUUAUAUAGACAAAUCCUGAACGCUCUUCGGUGUGUUGAUUGGCGCGGCAUGAGUCGAGGAUUCAAACUACGCAUUAAUUAAAGCUCUUCUUAUGAGACAGGUGGAGAAAGGAAACAUUUAUCAUUGCACUCGAAAUUACCUAAUGAUGAACGAUGCGUAAGUUGUUCAUGCACAGAAAACAGAUACAAACCAAUGGCGUACAUAUGAAUCCCGCGUAUUGUACAAGCAAAAAAUGAUCCGGCAUAAACGGGCAAACCCAAAAGUGGCACUCAAUCAACAAACAAACACAAUGUAACCUGCGCUAUAUACAUAUAGAUAAAAUAUUAAUGAAUCGCUUGUACACACUAACCGUAACCGUUCGUUUAAGCCAAUGGUGUCCGUGCGAGGCAGGAAGGAAAGCGCUACUGCGACGAUACGACGAACAAUAAUGACUAUUGAGUGACGUACCGAAACAAUAUCGUACAGUGUUAAAACGCUUUUUAAUAUACACAUAUAUCAGUAAACGGCAGUAGCAGCGCAGCGAUAUACAACACAUUAUUCAGGCCCGAUAGUUGUUGGAUAAAAUGAAUACAGGAAGAAUUAAAUAAUAAUAAAAAAGGCAAUGAUGGAACGACACGAUUCAUCUAUCAUUAGCUAUCAAAUGGGA
Molecule: messenger RNA, 7748 nt
Organism: Anopheles stephensi (Asian malaria mosquito)
Lineage: Eukaryota; Metazoa; Arthropoda; Insecta; Diptera; Culicidae
Product: dystrophin
Exons: 19
Coding region: 851-5626 (1591 amino acids)
Biological process (GO): synaptic signaling
Cellular component (GO): plasma membrane
Molecular function (GO): zinc ion binding; protein binding
Source: RefSeq, a predicted model, not a curated record